This is a messenger RNA of Neltuma alba, 1179 nucleotides long. RefSeq lists its product as uncharacterized. Bases 1 to 1179 code for a protein of 392 amino acids. The transcript is spliced from 8 exons. Lineage: Eukaryota; Viridiplantae; Streptophyta; Magnoliopsida; Fabales; Fabaceae. The record is from RefSeq and is a predicted model, not a curated record.
AUGGCAGAACAAGACACAAUCAGCAAGGCCAAGACUGGCAAUGGUAGAUUUGCUGAGCAACUUGAGGUUAGGAAGCUUCUGAAGAAGUUGAAUGAACCAGCUAUUAAGUCUAUUAAGAGUCAUGAUGGUGACAUAAUUGACUGCGUGCAUAUUCUGAAUCAGCCAGCUUUCGAUCAUCCAAAACUGAAGAAUCACAAAAUUCAGGUGAGGCCAACAUUUCUUCCAAAAGGAAGAAGGUUAACUGAAUCAAAGCCAAUUGCUCAAAUGUGGCACCACAGUGGAAGUUGUCCUGAAAGAACCGUUCCUAUAAGAAGAACAACAAAAGAGGACAUAUUGAGGCCAUCAGGAUCUUUCCAACAACAUGGAAAGAAGGAUAACAAGAGCAUCCCAAAUCUAGAGACGCCGAGAAGAAUAGUGAGGAAGGGAGUGAGGCGCGACUGGAACUUCUUCUCUGAAGGUGGCCGACGGGUUCUGCAGGAGGAGAAGUUCGACACUGUUCACAGCAAGGAGACUGGACCUCAUCUUCUUCUCUUGUUCUUUGGACUCGACUGGUUCAAUGAUACUGAUAAUGCCGAAAGCAUCGAAGCAGGUUGGCAGAUCCAUCCAAUGCUAUAUGGGGAUGAUAAACCAAGACUUUUUGCAUAUUGGACAAGUGAUUCCUAUGAACAUACUGGCUGUUAUAACCUAAAAUGUCCUGGCUUUGUUCAAGUUUCCAAUACGGUAUUGAUGGGAGCCACCCUCCAACCAUUAUCUGACGAUGGUGGUUCUCAAUAUGGAAUCUCCAUCCUUAUCUGGAAGGAUCCACGAAGUGGGAACUGGUGGAUGAGAUUUGGGGAUACAGAUGUGGGAUACUGGCCAGCUUCUAUGUUUGAUCGCCUGUCUGAGAGUGUAUCAAUAAUACAGUGGGGAGGUGAAGUGAUGAACAAGAAAUCUGAAGGGAAACACACAACAACAGAAAUGGGAAGUGGAUAUUUCGCUCGAGCAGGUUUUGGGAGGGCUAGCUUUUUCAAGGACAUUUCCAUUGUUAAUGAAGAAAAUUAUUUUGUGACUCCCAAGUACUUCAGCACUUUUGCUGGCAAACCCAUGUGCUACGACAUUGUCCUAAGUGAUUAUUCUGAUGAUUGGGGUGCCAACUUCUACUAUGGUGGUCCCGGAAGAAACCCAUUUUGUCAAACUUAA